This is a messenger RNA of Drosophila obscura, 1772 nucleotides long. RefSeq names its product protein unc-119 homolog (gene unc-119). Gene Ontology annotation, cellular component: cilium. NCBI's taxonomy places the organism in Eukaryota, Metazoa, Arthropoda, Insecta, Diptera, Drosophilidae. Gene Ontology annotation, molecular function: lipid binding. Gene Ontology annotation, biological process: lipoprotein transport; nervous system development; cilium assembly. The record is from RefSeq and is a predicted model, not a curated record. The transcript has 4 exons. Bases 298 to 1107 code for a protein of 269 amino acids.
CACACACACACACACACCCACACAGUGCGGAAGAGCAAAGGAAAAACAAACACAAGCACAUAGAACGGAGCUUUUCCAGAAAUUGGGUCGCGUUUUUGUGUUGUUGUUUUUGGCGAAUGUUAUGGCAACUCUCGAUGCGUGUAUAUGUUCUGUUUGAGCGCUGCCCCGCCGGAGCAAAGAGCGUACAGUAGGAGUGACCCCAGAAGCAGAGACACCAGCCAUCCACCCAAAAGGAGACAAUCCAACAGACGACCUUAGCCACAGCCACAGUCGAUAUCCAUCCAGCCGCGUCCAGUCAUGAGUGUCGUGGGCAAGCAAUUGAAUCCCGUGCAAUCUUCCUCCUCCAGCACCGCCUCUGCUUCUGCCGCUGCCAGUGCCGCUGCGGCGGCCGCUUCUGUCUCUGUCCCGGGCAACGGUGACGGCAACGUCAGCGGCGGCGGGUCAAUGGGAGCUGGAGCUGCUGCUGCUGGCGGAGCCGGGGCCGAGGGCAAGCGCAAGGAGGAGUCUAAGGUCAGUCCCGAGGAGGUGCUGCACCUCACCAAGAUCACGGACGACUACCUCUGCUCGGCCAAUGCCAAUGUGUUCGAAAUAGACUUUACACGCUUCAAGAUACGUGACCUGGAGAGCGGUGCUGUGCUCUUCGAGAUCGCCAAGCCACCCAGCGAGCAAUUCCCGGACGGCCUGUCCGUGGAGGAGACAAUGCUGGCCGCCGCCGAGGAGCUAUCGCUUGACGACACUGCCGAUCCCAAUGCCGGACGCUAUGUGCGCUAUCAGUUCACUCCGGCAUUUCUCAACCUAAAAACUGUGGGCGCCACGGUGGAGUUCACUGUGGGCAGUCAGCCAGUGAAUAAUUUUCGGAUGAUAGAGCGCCACUUCUUCCGUGAUCGCCUGCUGAAAACCUUUGACUUUGAGUUUGGCUACUGCAUUCCGUACUCGAAGAACACUUGCGAGCACAUCUACGAGUUUCCUAAUCUUCCACCCGACCUAGUUGCUGAAAUGAUAUCGAGCCCCUUUGAAACGCGCUCGGACAGCUUUUACUUUGUGGAGAAUCGUCUUGUCAUGCACAACAAGGCAGACUACGCCUACGAUGGCGGAAUUAUCGUCUAACCAAACUACAAACCAAAAAAAAAAAACAAGAAUCACACAAAAAAGGCACAAAAUACAAAAAAAAAAAAAAAAACAAAAGAACAAAAAGAGAGAGAACUAGAGCAAAACUAAUAACUAAAGAAAGAACUACAAAAAAAUCUGUGAGACAAAAUCAAUGACUUCUCACACCCACACAAACACACACACACACACAUCAAAUCGAAAAACAUUAUCAAAACCAUUUUAGCCUUAGCACAAAUGUUUAUACCCACCAUUCCUGUUUGAUGUUUGAUGUAUUGUAUCACAAGAACACAAAACGCACCCACAGCCACACACCCACACACCCACAGCCACACCAUCGCACGCAGAACUGUGUUCAUUUAUGGAUAAUUUUUUUUUAACCUCUUGACUAUAUUAUUUUUAAGUGCAAUGUGAUUUCCCCCUAAUUUACAUGUAUUUAUUCUUAGUUUGUAAGUGAAACCACAUACAAAAAACAUAUACACACGUAUACACGUAUAUUAUAUACUUACACAAACACGGAUAAAACCCAACAACAACAACAACAAAUUCGAACACUUGCUGUCAAUUUUUUUUGUAUGCAGCAUACGGAUUGUAUCAAGCUUCUUCAUGGCAUUCGUUUCGUGUCUGUGUAAUGUAUAUUUUUUAACAAGAGAACAAAACAAAAA